Nothobranchius furzeri (turquoise killifish) is the source of this 3642-nucleotide messenger RNA. RefSeq names its product RAB38b, member of RAS oncogene family (gene rab38b). Gene Ontology annotation, biological process: endosome to lysosome transport; phagosome-lysosome fusion. Gene Ontology annotation, cellular component: trans-Golgi network; lysosome; Golgi apparatus. Gene Ontology annotation, molecular function: GTP binding; GTPase activity. The record is from RefSeq and is a predicted model, not a curated record. NCBI's taxonomy places the organism in Eukaryota, Metazoa, Chordata, Actinopteri, Cyprinodontiformes, Nothobranchiidae.
ACCCUGAUAAAAUCCAGGAAGUUUCCCAGAACUUAUCGAAGUCACAAGUCUCCCGGAACCCGGGUCCGGUCCGGUCCUGCCCCUGAGCGGUCUCGCGCUCCAGAAACAGAGGGCGGAUCCUCUGCUCGCCAAAAACGGACACACACGGGGUCUCAGGAUCUCAGAACGCUCUCUUAUCGAGGAAUAAAAAGUUCCUGGAAGCCGUAAGAGACACCGACAGGUGGGAUGACCCACGCGCCUUACUCCAACGGCAUGCAGGGAAUCCGGAAGGAGCACCUGUACAAGGUGCUGGUCAUCGGAGACCUGGGGGUCGGGAAAACCUCCAUCAUCCGGCGCUACGUCCACCAGACCUACUCCUCCAACUACAGAGCCACGAUCGGAGUGGACUUCGCCCUGAAAGUCCUUAACUGGGACUCCGAGACCGUCCGGCUCCAGCUGUGGGACAUAGCAGGUCAGGAGCGCUUUGGGAACAUGACCAGGGUGUAUUACCGUGAGGCCAUGGGAGCUUUCAUCGUGUUCGACGUGACGCGACCUACGACCUUCGAGGCCGUCAUUAAGUGGAAAGAAGACCUGGAUUCAAAGGUGAUGCUGGCCAAUGGACAUAGCAUUGCAACUGUGCUGCUGGCUAACAAGUGCGACCAGGGCAGGGAGUUGACCAACAAUGGCAUCAAGAUGGACCAGUUCUGCAAGGACCAUGGCUUUGUUGGCUGGUUUGAGAGCUCAGCUAAGGACAAUCUCAACAUCAGUGAAGCUGCAAAUUUCCUGGUCAAGCACAUCAUGGCCACAGAGAACGACAUCCUGAAAUCCGUGGUACCGGACACGAUCUCACCGCAGAUCCACUCCAACGACCAGAUGAGCUGCUCUGGUUGCUUAAAAUAAUGGAAGAAGGAUGUGAUGGCAGGACUAGAAACAAUAGAGGCAGAGCAGAACGACCACGCCUCACAGCUCUCAGAGGACACCCAAGUUAUUUUCAGGGUGACUUCUUUGAUGUUUGUACAUUUGCUUGGACAUUGGUGAAAGAGUCGGUUCUGGAGACAACAAAACUCACUGACUAUUUUAUGGUGUCUGUAUUUUGGCAAAGGUACAAAUUGUCCAGUUUUCUGGUGAGUGAUGCUAAGUGAAAACAGAGUUGAUGAUCUUUACGCUUCAUUGUAUUCAUGGUAAAAUAGACAGAUAUUUAACCUGAGAGAAGUUAAGCUCCCCCUAGUGGUUGGCUGUAGUGCAAGUUUUAAGCCACAACUCCAAUCAUCCAAAGGGCACAUUUCCACUAUUAGAUCUUCCAGGUAGUUUUCCUGGACCUUCCCAGUUCACGUGUGUCUCUGUUUCACCGGGCUGGCUGAAAGGACCACCUUCCGAGCCAUUUCAGGGACCAAUCAUGUACCUGCAUUGGGAUAUGUAUUUAGAAAUGGCCCGGUAGAGCUGCUGGGCCGGACGUGUGGUUAACUCAUGCUGAUUGGUUGUAACUUAAUUAGGGCUGCACUAUCGAAUAUUUUAGGAUUCGCAUAUUCUAUCGAAUCCUCUGUUGACUGAUCCAAUAUUCUAUUUGAAAACGUUUCAAGUGAAACAAAACUGAUCUGCGGCUAAAAAAAUGAAAAUAAAACUAUAAAAUAUUAAAAGGCUCAAUAAUAUGCAUAGUUCCCUUUUCCCAGCUGAUAUUUAUAGUUAAUAAAUAUUUUUUGGCCAAAAAUUUGAUUUAAAUUCAUUAACAUUUUAGGUUUGUAUUAAUAUCACUUAUCCCAGUCUAACAUAUCUAAAUAUAUCCACAUACUUUCAGUAUAAUUUAAUUAUUUCAUUAACAUUUCCGGUAGAUUACUACUGGAAAUGUUAAUGAAAUAAUUAAAUUAUACUGGUAAUUUAAUGGUUGUGUAUGUCACCUUCUCCACUCCCAGAAAUUUCUGUGAGCACCUCUUCUGGAAACACGACUAAAUGGGUCGUUUUUAUGAAUUGUAAGAAAAUUGAUGACACCUCCAUUGUUUUCCAGGUGUUAAUUUCAGUUGAUGUGAGUAACUCUUGUCUUGUUGCCUCUUGAUCAAAUGUUGUUUUACUGAUGCCUUUAACUGAAUUUAUGUUUUGAUGGUUAAAAUGCACCCUGGUUUUCUUUGGGGAGUUGGCGUUGGUGGGACUUUCAGCUUCGCAUUCACACUCGUACCACAAAUCAUUAUGACUCCACUUUAGUGCAACAGACAUUUUUGGUUUAAACAAGUUUGGGUUUUCGGUGUGCCAUUAAAACCAAUAAGCUUUGUUUUUAAAGGUAUACUAUGCAACCUUUUGUAUUUUAAAUAAGUUUCUUGAGCCAGUAUGUGCUAAAAUGAAUGAAAUGUCACUAAGACCCCCGACGCCCACUACGGCCAGAAUACCACACUUGCAACUUCAGAGUUGCCAGACUGGUCCCUGUUGGACUUAGUAAAAGUGGAGCUGAAAUGUCUGGCGCUGCAGUCUGCUUACAGCACGUUUCCUGCAUGUUUUAAGUGUGUGAAGUCAGCUGAUUUGCUUUUUCAUUGAUGAACCACUCCUGUAGAAACUAAUUAAUGCUGAGGAGACACUUAAGGUGUUAAAAAGACGAGCGCACUGCGAGGAGAGAAUUUUCUAUUUUGGUUUCAAUAACGUACACUAGGGGGUGCUAAAAACAAGCCAAAACUACAUAGUAUCCAUUUAAAUAUACAGAACCAGAGACAAACCAUAAAGAGAACUGUAGAUCGCUCUCAGUAAAGCCAUGGUUAGCUAUAUGAUCUCUGCACAUACAAUCAUUUUGAAUGGUUUUAGUUAUUUGCUAUGUGCUUAGCAUGAAAUGACUGUUUGGUAAAAUGUAUUAUUUUAUAGUUUUAGCAGGUUUGGUUGGUUUGCAACAUCAUUUCAUUUGAAAAAAAAUCCUAUUUUUAUUAGCACUGAUUUAAAAAAAACAAAAUGAUGAUUUUUUGUCAAAAAAUGAAGCGUUAGUUACAAUCUGAACAUGUUUUAUGUUCCUGUACCAAAUUCUUAGUAACCAUGGUAACUAGAGUCUUUUUAUGGGUAUGCUCUAAAAUCUAUGUGAAACUAUUUCUUGCUGUUCCAAUCACACACACACACACACACACACACACACACACCAAAUAUUAUAAAAAUCCUCUCCAUGUUCCUUCUGAUAUUGGCUACCUGUUUUUCUGUUGAGUUUUCUCUCCAUACCUCUGUGGCUCUUCAGCAGCAUUCCCUGCACAAAGUAAAGCUUCUGUUUUCUUAUUUUAAAUUCUUAUAUAAAUUCCAUAUCUGCAUAUUUAGGAGCUACACACCAAAUAUGACUUCAUUGUUGCUAUUUAUGUGUUCAUAAUGGGUUUCCAGUUUGCACAGUGUUUUGAUGAGCCUGUUACACCAGGGUCAUUGUUCUAAUGUUCCCCAUGGUCAUGUUGCAUCACGUGAGUAAAAAGCGUGCCGGAUUUAAAGAACGCCCUCUCCACAGGACAGUGUGAAGGUGUGGGAUUCACGUAUCAUGUGAUACCAGCUCAGUGUUGCACCAUCCGGAGCACGGGACGGCUUUUUCUGAGAAAUGUCAUCAUAAUGUUCUCUGUUAGAACAAAAUAUAAAACUGCUCAUUUCAUAUACAGCUUUUAAGAAAAUGUAUUCACUCAUUAUUUAUUGUGACAUUUUUAAAUAAUAUACAUGUGCUCA